AAGUCUCCAACCACACCUACCAACAUGAGAGGUAGUUAAGCAACAAAACCUAAUGCUUAUGUACGUACCUGGAAAGAGGGAGAUUAUAUAGAAGAGACUGAAGCACAUUUCAGAGAGAUCUCCAUUGCAGAAGCAGAGAGAGCGGAGUCACAAAGCGGAGAGUGAGAUCCUGAGAGUCGAGACACAUAUAUUAGCCAUGGGGUUCGGCGUGGUGUCCAUCCUGAACGCCGUGUUCCGGCGCGCCUUCACCUCCGCCGGCCUCCGGUCCAGCUCCACCGCCGUCGACGCCGACACCACGCUCCACUUCUGGGCCAGCCCCUCCCUCGUCCCCCCUUCCUCCGACUCCAAAUCCAGCUCCAAGAAUGGCAGCAACAUCAAGCAACGGCGGCCGGUGGUGGUGCUGAUCCACGGCUUCGGCCCGGACCCGACGUGGCAGUGGGCGUCGCAGGUGGGCCCGCUCUCCCGGCACUUCGACAUCCUCGUCCCCACGCUCCUCUUCUUCGGCCCCUCCACCACCCGCUCCCCGGACCGCUCCGACGCCUUCCAGGCCGCCAACAUCGCCUCGCUCCUCGCCGGCGUCGGAGGCGGCGAGGAGGAGCCGAGGGAGGUGCACGUGGUGGGCACCAGCUACGGCGGGUUGGUGGCGUACCACCUGGCCCGUGCGCUGCAAGUGCAGGGAGGGAGGUGGAGGGUGGGGAAGGUGGCGCUGUGCAGCUCGGACCUGACCAAGGGGCCGGAGGACGACCGGGCGCUGGCGGCGAAGGGCGGCGUGGCGGAGGUGACGGAGCUGAUGGUGCCGGCGGACACCAAGGCGCUGCGGCGGCUCAUGGCCAUCGGCGCCCACGACCCGCCCAAGUACCUCCCCGAGUGCCUCGCGCGCGAACUCCUCCGGAAAUGCUUCGGUGCCCAAAGAGAGGGGAAGAUACAGCUCAUCAAGGGGAUCGCCACCGGGCAUGGCUUCAAGAUCGCUCCUCUCCCUCAGGAAGUGUUGAUCGUUUGGGGAGAGUUCGACCAGAUUUUUCCGUUGGAGAAAGCCCACAAGGUCAAAGAGAAGCUUGGCGAGAAGGUGACGCUGAAGAUUAUCCCCAAUACGGGUCAUCUGCCGCAACAGGAGGAUUCCAAGCUCUUCAACAAAAUCCUCAUCGACUUCUUACUACCUUCGCCGCCCAUUUCUGCUUCCGUGAAAUAGCACAUGAUGUUCGAGUUUCCAACGGGCCCGUUGUAUUGUAACUGAGGGUAUAAGAAACGAAAUACUUGCACAUUCUUUUUCUCACCCGUUAAUAUUUUGCUCCGCCUACAUCCCUCAGUCGAUUGAUAUUUUCUUAUGUCACAAUCGGAAGGCAUGUAGGGGGAUUUUCCAAGAUUUUAUAUUAGAGAUAGUGGUGUGGUGAAACGGGUGAUAUUUUUGAGGUUUUGAUGGAGUGAGUAGAAAGGUAGGAAAACUUUCAAAAAUAACUGCUAUACGGAGAUUGGAGCUUCGUCGGUUCACUUGUCAAGCCCAUGUGGUUGCUAACUCACAUCGACAUCCUCCACUCCCGGGGCACAGUUUUUGGGUGAAAGCUUAGGCCCUGCUGCUCAGGGCCGGACUACGGCGUCGAUCCAUGUCACUUCCCUCUUGGGGGUGUCGUCUUGAAGACUUUUUUUCCAGCGUGCUUUCCUGAGGCUGGACUUGUACAUCAUCGCGGCGGGUGGCCGACGUUGUGUGAUGACCGUGUGGUGGCUUGUGUGGCAACGAUGGUGGUGUUGAGUGAUGGUCGGGUAACGUCAAGACCUUGGCUGACGCGUCCGAGUUUCUUCUUCUUGUGCUUCGCUUGCGGUGGAGUCGGCGGAGCUGCUAUGGUUUGUCGAGAGUCUUCAUUUGAGCAGCGUACGAUGACCUGCAGGGUGGCCUUGUGGUGAUGAUCUUCCUCGGCGCAUGUCUUGCGCUUAUCCUCUUCGGAUCUCGUCAUCAGAGUCGGAGUUGACUGCUGCUUCACGAGGAGUAUCUUGUUUGGCGUUGGCCGGCUUCCAUGGUACCGCUUCGGCGAGGUCUUCGUGGUUGGUACUUCAGUGAAGUCAGAGUCGCUGUCCCCCGCGGGGGUGGUGCUCCAUAACGGUCACCGAGGCACUUGUUUCGGUUUUUUGCUGGUUUUCGCUAAUAAACUGGUCGAUUUCUAUA
Molecule: messenger RNA, 2158 nt
Organism: Lolium perenne
Lineage: Eukaryota; Viridiplantae; Streptophyta; Magnoliopsida; Poales; Poaceae
Source: RefSeq, a predicted model, not a curated record